GCACCUGAACCAUCACAUUUGCCAUGCCUGCUGGCAUGGUGCUCCUUCUUCGCUCGCGGGAUGGAGACAUUUUCGAGGUUGAUGACUGGAUCCUUGAUCUAAGCCCAGUGCUUUCGAGCACGGACACCGAGGAGGAAAUCCCCUUGCCACUGGUGGGAAGUGGAGCCUUGAAGAUACUCUUGGCGCAUUGCAAGGAAUUUCAAAAGCAAGGCCGGUGGACCUUGAGCCGAAGGCUCUCCAUGAAGCAGGUGGAGGAGCUUUUUGGCGCUGCGCAUGGCCUGGCGCUGGAGCACUUGGGUGCGCUUUGUGCUGCCAGAUUAGCGAAUGGCGUGCAAGAGCAGGCGCAGAUCUCUUUGCCAAAUUUGCUUCGGGUGCUCCAAAUGCGUUUGCGGCUGCCACCCCUGGCCUUGCAAGCAGUGGUGACGGCUGCCGCGUCCGGGGGCCUGGAAGCACUGGAAGUCAUCGCCAGGCACCGCUCGCACAGCUCCUCGACUGUUCGUGCUGCGGUGGCGCGGGCCAUGUGUUCGGCCCCACGCGGCCAUCCGGUGACCCGAUGGCUGCCGAAACGUUUGCAACUCGAGGAGGCUGAAGACGUGCAACUGGAGCUUCUUCGCUCGAUUGCCUCCACUGCCGAUGGAGAGACUUUUUCUCAGGUCCUGCCGUUCAUGGCACCUCACCACAAGGUGGAGCUCCGCCUGGCUGCAGUGCAUGCCUUACGUCUCAUCUCCCCAUCGGGGCCCUCGGUGCUGGCAGCCUUGAUCGGAGCAGGGCCAGUCUACUCGAAGCAAGGCCUAGAGGAUCGGAGCGUGGAAGUUCGACUUUUGGCUUUAAGGGCUUUAAGGGAGGACUUCAGCGACUGCAGGGCUGUUCAGGUGAUCAAGGCUACGGCACAUCGCUUGCACGAUGAUGAUAUGAAGGUGCGAGAGGAGGCCAUCAAGACCUUGUCUUGCAUUGCUGGCAAUGACGGUGGCAAAGGCGAAGAAGGAAAUGCUGCUGCGAUCCAGUUGGCUGUGGAAUGUUUGAAACACAAGUCCUCUUCAAUCCGAAGUGCAGGGAUACGAGCACUCCGUCAAAUUGCUCGCGGUAAUUGGACGGCCAUUAGCAGCAUUCUCCAUCAUCUUGACAACCCAGAUGUCCGAAAUACUGCCUGUUUGGCCUUGAUGCAAGUGACUACAAGUCUGGAAGCAGUCCACAUCGUCCUAUCCUGCUUGGGCACGCCGACGCGACGCGAGGCGGUGUUUCAUUGCUUGCAGUUGCUGAGGGCCAAUCUUCCAAGCAAGUGGUUUGCCAGAUGCCUCGCGAACAGGCUUCCAAAAUUCAUGUCCCACAAGGAGCCACCCACUCGCCUGGCUGCCCUCAGAGCCUUGACGCUUGUGAACCCUCGACUCGUUGUGCGUCCACGGCUUCUUCGUUCUGUGGGGCUGCGGCUCUUGGACAAGGACCGUGCUGUUCGGGCCGAAGCCUAUCGCGUGGCACGAAGAGCGCCGCCGAAGCAGAUUUUGGCGCCGUUGGUGGCCCACUUAGCUUACGGAGGCAGACAAAAACUAGUGACACAGGCCUUUGGCACACUCGCAAAUCCCAGUUGCUUUGCUCUUUUGCUGCCGGCCUUGACGAAUCCGAGACCACAAGUUGGUCGAGCAGCGAUCCACAUUCUGUCUCAGAGCAAUGUGCCAGUCGAGGAGAUGAUGCACAUAAUGGCAGAGCUUCUCAAAUUCCUGGAAAAUGGGAUCUCAGUGCGAUUUGAGUGCCUGGCCACUUUCCUGCACCUUCUCGAAAGGACUCAGGUGAGCGUGAACCCAGAGCUGAUGGAUUUCACCAGCCGCCUCCUGCAGCCCAGGCUGCAGCCCAGUGGCCUUACCCCUGCGCGAGUGGCCUGGGCAUCCUGCAUCAUCGCCAUGGCGAGGCUCCUGAAAUCUUCAGACAUGACGCCUGGGGCCUUUGAGGAGUUUUUGCGGCACUUGCUCCAGAUGCUAAAGAAUGAUCAGUUAGCCAGACAAGCUGCCAUCCUGGCCUUGCCUUUUGUCUUCCAGACGCGGCACGGCAGUGAGGCAGUGGAGGCUGUGGCCAAUCUUUUGUACCACCGUUGCUGGCAAGUACGAUGGACAGCUGCAGCCGCCUUGAUUGGGUUUGAUCCCGAAAAUCAUCAAGUCAAGCCUCAUCCGCCUGAACUUUGCCUCACCAUCCGAAAAUCAUUGGCAGCCAAAGUGGAGAGCGACCUGAGCUUCGUGAGAGAUGUUGCGAAAGAUGUUUCCCAACAUGGGCUGGAAGGAAAUCAUCAGCUUUGCCGCCAGGCAUGGCUCAUUUCCCUGGAAGUUCCGUCCAAAAGAUGGGUCGACGAAGCCUGGGAGCCCGAGAUUCCACGGAAGUUCGCCAGACUUCGACCCAAAUCCUCUGGGACAUGUGAUCUGGACUGAGUUCUUUUUGAUGAGAUGUGCGUAUGAUGAAAGCAGGGCCCAAAUACAAGCUCGAAAUCAGAGAAGAGGGCAGCAAGACUGAGAGUGGUCGUGCGCGGGGAAGAUUCUGAAGGAGCUUGGAGCUUCUCUCAAAAGGAGACCACCAAGCUCCAAGCUGGAGUUUCUCUUCAUUGCGUUGAUGGUGAGCCCUUCGUCGCCUUCAUUGCACCUGUUUUCCUCAAAAGGGAGUGGAUUUCGGAGUCGUUGAUGAAGCUGCUGCCGAUGCUGGGCCUGACGCACUGCGAGUUCUAAGACGAAGCCUGCGUUACCUUGUGCACUGGUUGCGAGUUCAAGACGAGCUUCUUCACCAAUCUUCACCUUUCUUGGGGCCCGCCCGGCAUCCAAUCAUUCAUCCCAUUGGUGGUGGCCCUUUGCCUGCUCCGGGCCUGCUCAUGGUCACUCCAGCUAAGAUCAUUGCCCCUUUGUCCCUCCAAACACGACUCCAGCCGCCUAUUCCUAUCUUAGUUUGCGACGCAAAGGCCCUCCCCAUCUCCCCUACCUACCUCUCAUCCACCCUGUCUCAAGUUAUCGACAUGUUGCCCACCAAGCCCUGAUGGUUGUUGGACUUGCGGUAGACCGUUCCAAGUUGUAUUUGCAGUGAGGCAGUUCCUUUGCCAUACUUGACUUUCUUCGGAGGAAGUCCAUCAGUGAGGCGGAGAAGCACUGGACCACGUUUGGCUGGCCCGGUCUGCACCGAAAACUUGGCGCUUUUGAAGGUUGGGGAUGCAGUCCUUUUUCCCGCUUCCCUGCACAAGCAGC
Molecule: messenger RNA, 3212 nt
Organism: Durusdinium trenchii
Lineage: Eukaryota; Dinophyceae; Suessiales; Symbiodiniaceae
Source: the annotation of a GenBank genome assembly